GCACGCGGAAUCAGUACCACACAGGCAUAGGCAUUAAGUAUCCAGUUUUUCAUGGAAAAUGAACUGUGCUACCUGCAAAUCGCAAAUCUUCCUGUGCAUUGGCUGCUUUAUGGUGCUAGUAAAUACGCCGUCUGUAUUAAGCGACAAAUCCAGCUGUCAAUAUGAUGUCUUCAAGCCGCUGAAGGCGACCUGUGCAAACGAUGUAGCACCAAGUAUAACAGUAAGCACUGUGCGCGCAGAACAAAAGGAAUUGAAUAUAACACCCGUUCAUAGUGUAAAUAUUCCUUUUAAGACAGCCACCUUUGGCAUGGGAUGCUUCUGGGGUGCUGAGUCGCUGUUCGGUGGUACUAAGGGCAUUUUGCGCACCACUGUCGGCUAUGAGGGCGGCUCCAAGGAUUCACCAACGUACCGUAGCCUUGGUAACCACACUGAAGUCCUGGAAAUUGACUACGACCCCAAUGCCAUUUCGUUCAAACAACUGUUGGACCUCUUCUGGAACAAUCACGAAUACGGCCUUACCAAUCCAAUCAAACGCCAGUACAUGUCAUUGAUCUUGUACCAUGAUGAUGAGCAGAAGAAGAUCGCCGAGGAGUCAAUAGUUGAAGAGCAAAAGAAGCGUGUACCUGAGAAAAUUAUUACAGAGAUUUUGCCCAAAAGCAAAUUCUACCCGGCUGAAGACUAUCAUCAGAAGUACCGUCUGCAGGGUCACAAGGAUCUAGCGGAAACUCUGAAUCUCGAUGCUAACCUGCUGCGUACCUCAUUUAUCGCUACUAAAUUGAAUGGUUAUCUGGCUGGUGUGGGCGGCGUCAAGCAGUUCAAAGAGGAACUCGACACUUUAGGUCUAACACCAUCACAGAAGGAAUAUUGUUUGUAUCAUGUGGAGCAGAGUGAAGGAACGGGCCUGUACUGCUGACCAGUUGGCCUAUCGUCAUGUAGCUAUCGGCGCCGACUCGGGCCGUUGAUCGACGUGAAAAAAGCAGAAAUAUACUUCUACAUGAAUUUACUGCUAUUUAUUUGUUCGAAAUUCUUUUGGCUAGACAGUUCUUAUCUCAGUGAAGCAGUUCGCUAUGUUUUGCUUAAGUAGUUAGUAGGUAGAUGCAGACACUAUGUGCAUACAUCUGUAAGCCUUAUGUAUUAUUAUUAUUACAUUAUUAAGCAUGCAGUGUGAAAUUAGGGAUUUUGCUGUAAAAUUUUAAGUGAGUGUGAUAGAAAUGUUUAAAAAUAUGUGUGCUACU
Molecule: messenger RNA, 1235 nt
Organism: Rhagoletis zephyria (snowberry fruit fly)
Lineage: Eukaryota; Metazoa; Arthropoda; Insecta; Diptera; Tephritidae
Product: peptide methionine sulfoxide reductase-like
Molecular function (GO): peptide-methionine (S)-S-oxide reductase activity
Source: RefSeq, a predicted model, not a curated record